Adineta ricciae is the source of this 1407-nucleotide messenger RNA. The record is from the annotation of a GenBank genome assembly. NCBI's taxonomy places the organism in Eukaryota, Metazoa, Rotifera, Eurotatoria, Adinetida, Adinetidae.
AUGCUUUUUACACUAGUCUUAGUGAGUAUAGUUAUUCCAUUGGUAAACUGCAACUGUGACGAAGAAUUCAAAAUUGUUUGCUAUUUUUCCUCGUGGACUGGUAUUCAUCCUGAUGCGAAGAAUUGCACUCAUAUUGUUUACACAUUUGCGCGUAUUGAAGAUGAUAAUACUCUGACGGGUAUUGAAUUUUCCGAAGAAUAUCGAAAAGAGAACAGACAUCCACUCGUUUUUUUAGGUGUAUGGAACAAUCCACUGAAAGAUUUUAAGAACAGUAAAGAUCCUCAAUUGAAAAUUCUAGUAGCUAUUGGUGGGCAAGAUUAUGCCAUUCGCCGGGCAAACGAUAUGAUGUCCAAAGAUGAAUAUCGACAAAAGUUCGUUAUUUCAACAACAAAACUUUUACGAACACAUGAAUUCGAUGGAUUGGAUUUAAAUUUUGAGCCAAGUGAAGCACUGGGACCGCCAUCAACAUCAACACCACAAUUAAUCGAAGACAAGAAACGAUUGUCAACGCUCUGUAAAGAUCUUCAAGAAGAGUAUGCCGAGGAAGCUGGUCGAACAGGACGUGCACGUUUACUACUGACUGUAACUAUUUCUGGAAUCAAGAAAGAACUCGAAUCGCGUUACGAUUUAGCAGAGCUCGCGAAGUGCGCUGACUGGCUCAAUGUUCAAACGUAUGACUAUCGAGGUUCACGAGAUAAAAUAGCUGAGCAUCAUAGUCCCCUGAUGCCAGCAACACAUGUAGAAGGUCGUGAUAAAGAUUUGAAUCAGGAUACAAGCAUCAAAUAUUUGAUCAGUAAUGGUGUUGAACCGUCAAAAAUCUUGGUAGGUCUUCCAGCAUUUGGAAAGAAAUUUCGUCUAACCAGCGAUCUGCACGAUCUCGGUAGUCCCGCCACAUUUGUUGGAAGUGUGCCUUAUACUGAGUUGUGUCGAAAUAUGAUGUCUGGUUGGCAACGCGUAUUUCUCGAUGAUCGUAAAGUUCCAAUCAUGAUCAAAGGCGACGAAGUGAUUGGUUACGAUGAUUUACAAAGUAUGGAAUUAAAGAUCAACUAUGCUAAAGAACAACGUCUUGCUGGAAUGUUUAUUUAUCCAGUGAACUUUGAUGAUAGCUCAGGUCAAUCGUGUAAUCAAGGAAAAUUUCCAAUUGUUUCUCUCAUUAAACGGUUAACAUCGAACUAUACUGUUUCAUGUACACCGGCAACUACACCGCCUUUAACUACAACAGUCGCACCAAAAAACCGUACAAAAAUCAUUACUCCACGAUGGAAAUCAUCGCGUAUAGACCAUUUCAUUCCAGGCGGAGGUCUCAUCAGAGAUCAUCGAAGACUACAUAAUGCAAGUUAUUCUGUAACAUCAACACAUCUGACUGUAUAUAUCUACUCAAUCUUUUUAUUCCUUUUUCUUCUAUGA